CCUAAUUGUACUGCUGUGUUUUCCUUCCAUGUCAUGUUUGUUACUUUACACUCACUCAGCUGUAUCAUUUGUGGUUAUUAAUAAUCCAUCCAAAAUGCAUAACAUGGAGUAGAUGUUGACUCUGAAGUGGACUGUACUCUGCAGAGGCACCCAGGUUCUUUCCAUUCCCCUCCGUAGAAAAUGUGAAAUUCUGACUGGGACUUUAAUCUCCCCAAAGAGAUAAAUAUAACCUAGCAUCUUUUCUCAUCAUUGUGGAUCAUAGUCAACCCUUAAUAUUUCUACAUGGAAAACCCCCAUUAUGCAAUAAUGCACCAUGGGAUAGUUUGGCAUUGUUUAUUCCUAUCAAGCCAAUUGACAGGCUGGGUUGUAAGCUCUACCCCCUGCAAGUUAGUUGACAAUAGUUGUGAAAAAUGUUCUGCUCUGAUUAGCUAAUGAAAGGGGAGGAGGAGUUCCAAUUGCGAUGUUAUCUCCUAGGGUUUGAGGACAGAGAAACGUCAUGUUUACUUUCUGGAUCACAGAGCUGCAGGAAGAGAGUGCUGUUGGGUAAUAGGCAAAAAUCAAGAGAGGCAGAGAUCUGCACAUCACUGGCUUACAGAGCGGACACCACCUCACCCAGAUAACGGCACAGAGAACCAUGGCGUUUACAGGGUUGCUGAGAGAGGAGGACAUCAGGGCUGCCGUCAAGGCUUGUCAAGCUCCAGGCACAUUCAACUUCAAGUUGUUCUUUGCACAAGUGGGACUGACCGGCAAGUCAGAGGCAGAGGGCCAACGGGUGUUCAGAGUUCUGGACCAAGACCAGAGUGGAUACAUAGAGGAAGAGGAGCUGAAAUUAUUCCUGCAGAACUUCUCCUCAGGGGCCAGGGAGCUGACUGAUGCUGAGACCAGAACUCUCCUAGCAGCAGGAGACAGAGACGGGGAUGGAAAGAUAGGGAUGGAAGAGUUCUGCGCUUUGCUGAAAUGAAGCUUUCACUCCUCAUCAGGGCUGUCUCUUUUUUUUUUUUCUUUUGGUACUUUUUACAACGUCUGGAACCCAAAACGCCCAGAUUCAGCAAGUCUGGAGGGAAAUGCCCACCUCAGCGACUCUAUUUACAUGCCUGCUGGUCCUCUCCCCGGUUGAUGGUGCAUGUUGGCACAUAAGUUCGUAGCUGUGGAUAUUAGGUGUAUAAGUCAGUGUCAGUCUAUCCAUUGGGUAACUGGUAUGGUUUAAUAAAGGAUGUAAAACGUA
This is a messenger RNA of Oncorhynchus kisutch (coho salmon), 1225 nucleotides long. It is a transcript of the gene pvalb5, whose product is annotated as parvalbumin 5. The transcript is spliced from 5 exons. The record is from RefSeq and is a predicted model, not a curated record. The coding region runs from base 635 to 961 and encodes 108 amino acids. Lineage: Eukaryota; Metazoa; Chordata; Actinopteri; Salmoniformes; Salmonidae. Gene Ontology annotation, molecular function: calcium ion binding. Gene Ontology annotation, cellular component: cytoplasm.